Molecule: messenger RNA, 4329 nt
Organism: Bursaphelenchus okinawaensis
Lineage: Eukaryota; Metazoa; Nematoda; Chromadorea; Rhabditida; Aphelenchoididae
Source: the annotation of a GenBank genome assembly
AUGGGAGAUCUGAUUCAGCUGGAUCCGGGAUACAAAGUCGAAGGAAAUUACACUGUAGUCAAGAAGCUUGGCGAAGGCGCUUUCGGUAUGUUUUUGGGGUGAAUUUGGAUUUUUUAGCAUUUUUUGAGGAUUUUUAGCUAUUUUUAAAAUUUUAAAGUUUUAAAAAUUUUUAAAAAAUUGAAAUUUUGGAAAAAAAGAACAUCCAAAACGUAUUUUACAAAAAAUCUAGCUUCUACUCCUUAAUCAUGACAUUUAAGGAGCUGUGUACAAAGUGACUGACAAGAGCAAUGCCCUAUACGCCCUGAAGGUCGAAGGUGUAGCCGAGCAGAUCCAGCUUCUCAAAAUGGAAGUCUUCGUAUUGGCAGAACUGCGCAAAGCUGGCGGUCGACAUUUCUGUAAAAUCGAAGACAAAGGCCAAAUCGAAAACUUCAACUAUGUUGUGAUGACAUUCGUGGGCGAAUCCUUGGCCGAUCUGAGAAUGCGGGCGCCCGGAAAGAAGUUCUCAUUGGGGACGGCCAUGAGUGUAGCCAUUCAAUCGUUGGAAGCGCUUGAGGAUUUGCACGGUAUCGGUUAUCUGCACAGAGAUGUGAAGCCAGCUAAUUAUACCAUUGGCAGGGCUGAGAUCAACGAGUUGAGGAAGGUAGGGGAGAUUUGAACCGCUUUGCUAAAAAACAAGCUAAAAACUAUAUUUAUAGCCAUUUUUAGGUAUACGUUCUUGACUUCGGAAUGGCCAGAAAGUUUGUUCACGAUGAUGGCACUAUCAAGAAGCCCAGAGACGUUGCCGGUUUCCGUGGGACCGUCAAGUAUGCUCCUGUAGCCUGUCACGCUCAAAGAGAAUUGUGCCGUUUGGACGAUUGCGAAACUUGGCUUUACAUGGUGGCUGAAUUCACCAAAGGAAGUUUACCGUGGAGAAACAUGAAGGUAAGUUAAUAUCCUAACAAGCGUAUUACCUUUGGUGUCCUGAAAAUUUACUGUAAUCGAUCCAUUCGUUGCACCGUGAGGCUUUAAAUUACUGUGCAAUCCAACUAAAACAUCAACUUUUUUUAUCAAGAGCUAAUUUUAGGACAUGCACGAGAUCGGAAUGCUGAAAAGAAGAUGUCGUGGAGGUGUGGAGAUCAAAAUGCUCUUUGGUGGUUGCCCUCGCGAGUAUAUUGACGUCCUGAGAACGAUCGACAGCGGCAAAUUCUUUGACGAACCCAAAUAUGGCCAAAUGUACAAUCUCCUACGACAAGGAAUGAAAACCUUGAAUGCCCAAGAAUUCCCGUACGAUUGGGAACGUUGGCUAGAAGAAGAAAAGAAGCGGAAAGAAGCCGAAAAGAAUAAGAAAGAUGGCAAAGAUGGAGGAAAAGACGAUAAGAAGGACAAAAAGGACGACAAGAAAGAUGAAAGAAGGAAGAGAAGAAGGAUAAAGAUAAGGAAAAGGAGGAUAAGAAGGACGAUAAGAAGGAGGAGAAGAAGGACGAAAAGAAGGACAAAAAGGACGACAAAGACGACGACAAGAGUGAAUAGGCCGCUUCCGAGACUUGUUUUUGAAAUAAAGUCUGUUGAAUAUUGUAGUACUUUGUAUUCUAAUAAUUUUGAUAAACAAAAAUAAUUUAAAGUAACAAAGCUACAUACUUUCAAAGCAGUAAAAAUUUAUUUAAAAGUAUCUUUUACACAAUGCCAAAUUCCCUUCGUUAGCAUUUUUUUGUUUUCGUGUCGGGAUUCAAGUAUAUGUUACAUGCGUAAAAAUUAAAAAAUAUCUGGGAUUUUUCUCGCGUUCUUUCGUAAAACAAUAUUUUUCGCCUAAAAAGUAUUGUAAAGCUAGUCUGUUAUUGUUAUUUUGUACCUCUAUUAAUUUAAUUACUAAUAUAGUUUCAAAAGAUAGAUAAUAUUGUCUGAAAUGGGCUUGAUAUCUCAGGAUUUUGUUGGUAAAGACAAUCAAGUUAACAUUAACUUUGAACGAUGUUUGUGUGUUCAUUCAAUGUUACAAAUGGUAGAUGUUACAGUGCAGAUCAUUGCGUUUUCACGAGGAUUUAUUCCACAGACUUAUCAAUUACUUUGUCGAGAUGAAAGUGCAUCUUCCAAAAAGUUCUGCGAAACUUAUACUGAAGUAAGUUGCUGUUUUAUUAGAGUUUUUUGUAUUUUAGGUACAUUACCUACGUUUUACUCGUAUUUUCACGCCAUAAAAAGUUUUUAAAGCUACGUUUGGCAUCAAAAAUGGCCAACAUCAAACGCGAAGUUAAUAUUGUUGUAUCUUUUAGAUAAUGUCGAAUCUGCGUCAAAUAUUCCGAUCAGCUAAUCGACAAGCCCUUACGAAUGUGUUAGUAGUGAUAGGAUGUAAUUACUUUACGCCAAACGAAGUUUUUAAUAUUGACGUAGCGCCUUGUGGGAAUCACGAACAUGAACUGAAAGUAGAUGAAGAUGUGACGAUUAGUUGUGCUCAGAAUUGUGGUGAACUUAGUCAGAGGUUAGUUUUUGGUUUAUAUGGGCUUUUUCAAAGUGUAGGUAUAAAAACAAAGUGAUAGAUUCAUGUCCGUAUCAUAUUUAUGCUUCUAACAAUCCAAAGGAAAUUAUGUGUUGUACAUCUAAUUUUAGGGAACGCAGACGAAUAUAUACGUCUUUAAUAUUAGAUCAGGAAGAUAAAGCUCAUAAGAUAUCAAGGAAUUCAAAGAUAUACAUCAUGAUCAAUGCUAAACGGAAGUUAACCAAACUUUCUGAUAGACUGGAGUUUGAGUGAGUAUUUUUGCAUAUUAUAUUUGGAUAAGAACUCUAAUGGUUUAAGUUUAUGAGUUAUUUUGAUUUAAAUAUAAAAAUAGUUUCUAAAUUCUUAUAUUUUAGUCAAGACUUCGAGCCUCCGUCGUCAGAAGGCAUCAGAAAACGGCACGGUCAAACAACUCACAUUGGAACAGUGAGUUCCUGUUCAGAAGAACGUGGCAAUGAAAAGGAAAAUGGUUCAUAUUGGUACCGCCUUGGCCUGAAUUUAUAUUCUAUUGCGUGAUAAUGGUUAAUGUUGUUAUCUAACUACAAUUUACACUUUUUUGUCAAUGUGAUUGAAUAAUAAUUGUUGGGGUAAUAAAUAAGUUAUUGUGAAUUGUUUUAUGCUUUUCCAAGACUUGUAUUAUGUUGGUUUUUACCUUAUUUUGAUGUUACUUUGUUUUUAAAUUUAUUUUUUUAUGAGUGAGAGUUAUAAAGCUUUAUAUAAACAAUCAAAAGAUUUGUUUAUAACUGAAAUUAUUUUAACAUUUUUUGAAAUGAAUUACGUUUGUACUAAUUUGUUUCUAUUUUUGUUAUUUUUUAGUGUUUCACUAUGUUGCGAACGAGAUUAUUCAGAUUAUGAUAACAAUGAUGUGUAAGAUACGUAAUUAUUGAAAAAUAUUUAAAAAUUUAUUCAAAGAAUGAAAAACAGAUUUAAAUUAUGUAAAUUUGAGUUUAUUUUGUGAUUAUAGACAUGAACAGAUCGCUGAUUGCAAAGAUCAGGACAAGUAAGUUGUUUAGUCUAUUUUUUAAUUUUCAAGACUAAAGUUUUUAAAUUUUAGAAUUAAAAUUGAAUGUAAUAAACUAUUUUUUAUAUGCUUAUUUUCAGUCUCUUCGACUGCGUAGCGGCCCUCAACGUUCGUCCAGCUAACUUGCUGAUUAAUUUUGGUCUGUCUGUCGGUUAUAUUAACAAGAAUGGGAACGACAAUGAAAUAGAUGCUGAAGCUCAUGAUGUAUACAGCAAUUGUACGAAGAAUCUGUUGCAUCAGAUGCCACAUCACUUCCGUUCCAAACUUUUGACUAUUCUGAAUGUUAAUGCGUAUGACAAGAACUGUUGGCCGAAGGGAGAGGUUUGUGAGAUGAACAGGAAGUUCUUGUACCCUUUUGUAUGUUUGGCACGACAAAAAUGUUCUGCUUACUUUACUGAAGCUUUCUAUACUUUGACGUAUGCUCAUCAGAUGCUUCAUUUGGAAACGAAUAGCAAGUUGAAGUAAGUCAAGUUAUAGAAUAUAAUGAUUUUUUGAAUUGUGGGGGUAUUUUUGAUAGUUUUUUAAAAGUUUUUGUACAUGUAACUUCUGGGGCAAUAGUUAGUUUAAUUUAAUGAUAGUUAGUUUUUACAAUGAUUUUUAAAAAAUCUAGAGUUUAAAAGGUCAAAAUCAAUGUUUAAGACAUUAAAAAUGUUGUUGUAGUUGCCCAGAUGGUGAAAGUGAUCCUUUUGAUGAUUUAUUUGAGCCAAAUCAUUCAUUUUUGUUAGAUGGUAUCUUGAGCAACCGUUUUUGUCAAAACAUACCAAAUCCUCCACGUUUGAUGCUAAAACAAUCAUACAAUAACAAUGUGAAGAUUACUGUUGGUGUCGAUUUUCAUUGGCCAUAA